Molecule: messenger RNA, 2298 nt
Organism: Vitis vinifera (wine grape)
Lineage: Eukaryota; Viridiplantae; Streptophyta; Magnoliopsida; Vitales; Vitaceae
Product: subtilisin-like protease SBT1.7
Exons: 1
Coding region: 1-2298 (765 amino acids)
Biological process (GO): proteolysis
Molecular function (GO): serine-type endopeptidase activity
Source: RefSeq, a predicted model, not a curated record
AUGGAAUGCUUCACUCCUUUCAGGCUCCUGUAUCUCCUCCUCGUUCUCUCAAUUGCUAUGUCAGCUUCCAUGGCAGAAGACCUGGGAACUUACAUAAUCCACAUGGAUAAGUCAACCAUGCCAAUGACCUUCUCCAGUCAUCAUGACUGGUAUCUGUCAAUGCUAUCAUCCAUGUCAUCCUCGGAUGGAGUGCAUCCAACCCAUCUCUACACAUACAACCAUGUUUUGGACGGCUUCAGUGCUGUGCUGUCCCGGGAACAUCUUGAUCAGCUGGAGAAGAUGCCGGGGUUCUUGGCAAUCCAUGCAGAUACCUUUGGGAGAUUCCAUACCACACGUUCACCAACAUUUCUUGGACUAGAUAAAAAUGCUGCAGGCUCAUGGCCGGAAGGCAAGUUUGGUGAAGACGUGAUUAUCGGUAUAAUUGACACUGGAAUCUGGCCAGAGAGUGAGAGUUUUAAGGAUAAGGGAAUGGGUCCGGUGCCAGAUAGAUGGCGAGGUGCAUGUGAAUCUGGGGUGGAGUUCAACUCUUCUUAUUGUAACCGAAAACUCAUUGGAGCACGCUCUUUUAGUAAAGGGUUGAAGCAGCAAGGCUUGAUCAUAUCAACGUCUGAUGAUUAUGAUUCCCCAAGAGAUUUCUUUGGACAUGGGACUCACACUGCGUCGACGGCAGCUGGGAGUCCAGUGAGAGAUGCCAAUUACUUUGGCUAUGCAAAGGGAACAGCUAUUGGCAUUGCACCCAAGGCUCGGCUUGCUGCGUACAAAGUGCUUUUUACCAAUGACUCGGAUAUUUCGGCUGCCUCAGACACAUUAGCCGGAAUGGACCAAGCCAUAGCCGACGGUGUUGAUCUCAUGUCACUGUCGCUGGGAUUCGAAGAGACAACCUUCGAACAAAACCCAAUUGCAGUGGGAGCCUUUGCAGCCAUGGAGAAAGGGAUUUUUGUGUCUUGUUCAGCUGGUAACUCUGGCCCUGAGGGCUACACCAUGCUCAAUGGAGCUCCUUGGAUUACAACCAUUGGUGCCGGGACUAUUGAUAGAGAUUAUGCGGCCGAUGUCACAUUUGGCGGUGGCAUCUUGACCAUCCGAGGAAGAUCCGUGUACCCGGAAAACGUGUUGGUCUCGAAUGUUUCUCUGUACUUCGGCCAUGGAAAUAGAAGCAAGGAACUAUGUGAAGACUUUGCUCUAGACCCAAAAGAUGUUGCAGGCAAAAUCGUGUUCUGCUACUUCAACCAAUCAGGAGGUGUUAGUCAGGUGCGUGAAGUGGAUAGAGCAGGAGCAAAAGGAGCCAUCAUCAGUUCAGACUCGGAGUUUUUUAAUUUUCCUAGUUUUUUCUUUAUCCCAUUGGUGGUUGUAACCCCCAAAGAUGGAGAUUUGGUGAAGGACUACAUCAUCAAAUCAGAGAAUCCUGUGGUUGAUGUUAAGUUCCUGAUAACUGUGUUGGGUAGUAAACCAGCCCCUCAAGUUGCCUUUUUCUCAUCUCGAGGGCCGAAUAAUAGGGCCCCAAUGAUACUGAAACCUGAUGUAUUGGCUCCUGGGGUGAAUAUCUUGGCUGCAUGGGCACCCAAGGUAGCACUGACACGGGUAGGAGAUAACCGCUUGCUCACUGAUUACACUCUCCUCUCUGGAACAUCUAUGUCCUCUCCCCAUGCAGUUGGGGUAGCUGCACUGCUGAAAUCAGCACACCCAGAUUGGAGCUCGGCCGCCAUUCGGUCAGCAUUGAUGACCACAGCAUACCUGCUCGACAACACCAUUGGAUCUAUCAUUGACAUGGACACUGGAGUUGCAGCGACUCCUUUGGACUUUGGAGCAGGGCACAUCAACCCUAACAUGGCCAUGGACCCAGGUCUUAUUUAUGAUAUAGAGGUCCAAGACUAUAUCAAUUUCCUGUGUGGACUGAACUACACUAGCAAACAGAUUAAGAUCAUCAGCAGGAGAUCAAAGUUCACCUGCGAUCAAGCCAAUCUAGACCUAAAUUACCCUUCAUUCAUAGUCCUCCUCAACAAUAACACCAACACUACUAGCUACACCUUCAAGAGGGUGUUGACAAACGUGGUGGAUUCCCCUUCGGUUUAUCGGGCAAGUGUGAAGCAACCAUCGGGAAUGAAAGUUAACGUACAGCCCUCCAUGGUUUUCUUUGCAGGAAAAUACAGCAAAGCUGAAUUCAACAUGACAGUAGAGAUCAAUCUGGGAUAUGCUAGACCACAGAGCGAAUAUAUUGGAAAUUUUGGAUAUCUAACCUGGUGGGAGGUUAAUGGUACCCAUGUGGUGAAAAGUCCUAUUGUCUCUGCUUUUGCACUUUAA